Messenger RNA from Pseudocercospora fijiensis CIRAD86, 1305 nucleotides. RefSeq lists its product as uncharacterized. The coding region runs from base 1 to 1305 and encodes 434 amino acids. The record is from RefSeq and is a predicted model, not a curated record. NCBI's taxonomy places the organism in Eukaryota, Fungi, Ascomycota, Dothideomycetes, Mycosphaerellales, Mycosphaerellaceae. Gene Ontology annotation, molecular function: transmembrane transporter activity. The transcript is spliced from 4 exons. Gene Ontology annotation, cellular component: fungal-type vacuole membrane. Gene Ontology annotation, biological process: transmembrane transport.
AUGCCCUGCGUGCGUCCGACACCUUCUCUGGACCUCAAGAAGACCGCGAGCAAUGCCUUAAGCAAAGUCGCAUCACGACUCACGACCAGGUCACUCGCCAACCCUCCACCUCCGCCGAAUGGGGGCGUGAAAGCAUGGACGCAAGUUGCAAUGGGAUGGCUUGUGAUCUUUACGACAUGGGGGUGGGUCAAUAGCUACGGCGCUUUUCAAAACUACUAUGCGCUCAAUCUCGGUGUCUCUGCUUCAACUGUUUCGUGGAUUGGCAGUGUUCAGAACUUCCUUACUUUCGUAGUUGGUGCUUUCAGUGGGCGGUUACUGGAUGCAGGCUUUUUUCUUCCCACCCUCGUCGUCGGUGUGACUUUUCAGCUCCUUGGCAUCUUCUUCAUGAGUCUCUCGACAAAAUACUGGCAGUUGAUGAUCACUCAAGGCAUUAUGACUGGACUUGGAGGCGGUCUCUUCUUCACUCCCUGCAUAGGACUUAUCGGAACCUACUUCUCCACCAGGAGAGCCAUGGCGAUUGGUAUAGUGACGACAGGAAACUCCGCUGGCGGCAUGAUUUAUCCCGUGAUGGUUCAGCAGUUGCUGCCGAAGCUUGGCUUCGCGUGGACAACCCGUGUGAUAGGAUUUCUCAAUCUUGCUCUUCUACUUGUCGUCUUUGCGCUCAUGCGGCCGAGACUUCCUCCCAGGAAAUCUGGCCCGUGGGUCGACUUCUCUGCAUUCAAGGAACCAACUUAUGCCUUCUUCGUUGCUGGACUCUUUUUCGUAAUAUGGGGCAUCUACUACACAUACUACUACCUGUCGUCAUACGGAAACGAGGUUCUUGGGCUGCCAUUUACUACCGCCACCACGCUGACGAUCAUUAUCAACGGCGCCGGCAUGCCUGCGAGAGUCAUCCCUCCUUACUUCGCGGAUAGAUUUGGACAGCUUAAUGUUAUCACUCCGAUCGCUCUCGCACUUACUGUGGUCGCUUUCUGCUGGAUCGCAAUAGACAAUUCAGUCGGGGUAUACACCUUCACCGUUUUCUAUGGAAUCUGGUCAGCGGCGUUCCAGUGUAUUCUCCCCAGCACGGUGGCGAGUAUCACUCCUGAUAUGAGCAUGUUCGGCACAAGAUUGGGCAUGGCAUUCGGUACACUCUCCUUUGCGGCGCUGACAGGACCACCCAUCGGUGGAGCUCUGCAAAGUGCAAUGGGUGGCAGCUAUCUUGGCGGUCAGCUUUGGGCAGCAUUGUCUACCGGCAUAUCCUUUGGACUAGUUGCCGCUGCGAGAGUCAGCAAGGCUGGAUGGAAGCUGGAUGCCAGAGCAUAA